Molecule: messenger RNA, 1377 nt
Organism: Penicillium lagena
Lineage: Eukaryota; Fungi; Ascomycota; Eurotiomycetes; Eurotiales; Aspergillaceae
Product: Zn(II)2Cys6 transcription factor domain-containing protein
Exons: 4
Coding region: 1-1377 (458 amino acids)
Biological process (GO): regulation of DNA-templated transcription
Molecular function (GO): zinc ion binding; DNA-binding transcription factor activity, RNA polymerase II-specific
Source: RefSeq, a predicted model, not a curated record
AUGCCGGGCGUUCCAUCUAGUCGAGGCUGUGAUGCCUGUCGCCUGCAGAAGAAAAAAUGCGACCAACUGAGACCUGCAUGUUCACGGUGUGUACGACUGAAUAUUGCCUGUGUUGGCGGCGGUCAGCAGCGGUAUAUGUUCAAGGUGCAUACAAUGACCUCGAUGGCGACGAGGACCCAGAGUGCCAUGUCCGUUGUUGGACAUCCUGCGAGGCCACCGGGUAACGAAUCAGUCACAGCUAUUCGGGCCUUUGUGUCGGUAUUGGAAAUAACCGAUCUCCGCUAUGAUUUGAGCACAUACGGUACCUUUCUACGGGACAUCCCGCAAAGAUUAGGAAGUAACCCAGCCCUAGACGCUGCUGUGGACGCUCUGACUUGUGCUUUCCCAUUUUUAAAGACUCGGGACUAUCCGCCUAAUGUGCUGACUCGCUACAACCAUUCCCUCCGCGCCCUAAGAUCAUGUUUAGAUGAUCCUGUUCAAGCGCAGACGUCUAAUACGCUAUGCGCCAUCUACUUAAUCGUGAUUUGCCAAGCCUGGCUCGGAUUAUAUCACAAGUAUCCAAACCACGGAGAAGCCAUGGCACACAUACUAAGAGCCGCUGCUCUACGCGAGUGGCAAAGUACUUUUGAUGCAGACCUGGUCACGACACUGUGUAUCCCUGUCAUUUUCGAAAGUAUCACCAAUCCAAACAUCAAACUAGAUGCACGUUUCUGGGAACAAGCAGCUGUCUUUUCACGCCGCAGCACUGUGAACAAUAUUGGUGAUUCUCCAAAACCAACGACCAAACUAUGCCAAAUGGGCCGGAUAUCAGAGUUUAUGCGGUUUCCAGAUAUACACCAUCACGAAAUCGCAGCAACCUACCAGUUACUUCGCAACGAUGCUUAUAGAAUGAUCAAUCAUCUGAUUCAACGGCGAGCAGGUAUGGAUUUAUCUACUUCCUCUGCAACAGUUAUUGCAUAUGCACGCUACCAGGCAGCAUGCUGUCUUAUCAUCUCGCUAUCCCUCAUAUUAAAUUGUCUCUUACGUGCAUUCGACGCCACAAAUUCCCUCCUAUGUGAAGAGGCGAGUGCUUUUUGUGAUGAAAUUAUAACUAUCGCAGAGUCAGUGUCCUGUCACCGGCCUCUAGGAUCCGGGUAUGCUGCGGUGUGUCUUGUGCCGGCAUGGGCGGCAACAGAUGAUCCACAGCAAUUGGCUCGUAUAGAGACCAUUAUGGCUGAGUAUCAACUCGACUUCAUUGACUUUAACUGGUCUGAUCGUGCAACGUGGCUGCGGUCUAGUUUUGAUACGUUGCGUCAGGGAGUCGCGAAGGGGGACCGUCGGAGAGGAUUUGAUCCUGGGAAGUACGGGACUGGCAAUGAGGCAUGUGUUAUUCUGUAG